Passer montanus (Eurasian tree sparrow) is the source of this 1226-nucleotide messenger RNA. It is a transcript of the gene MAIP1, whose product is annotated as matrix AAA peptidase interacting protein 1. Gene Ontology annotation, cellular component: mitochondrial inner membrane. The transcript is spliced from 6 exons. Bases 1 to 885 code for a protein of 294 amino acids. The record is from RefSeq and is a predicted model, not a curated record. Lineage: Eukaryota; Metazoa; Chordata; Aves; Passeriformes; Passeridae. Gene Ontology annotation, biological process: inner mitochondrial membrane organization; protein insertion into mitochondrial inner membrane from matrix. Gene Ontology annotation, molecular function: ribosome binding.
AUGGCCGCGGGCACCGCGUCCGCCCCGCCGCUUCCCCCGGAAAGAACAGCCCGCGCACAAGCGUUCCUGCCUCGUCCUCUGGGCAAGGGCCGGGAGGCCGCGGAUCACGGAAUUGUCAGGGCUGGAAGGGAUCUCUGGAGAGCGUCGAGUCCAGCCCCUGCCACGGCAGGGUCACCUGCAGCAGCCGCGGGCAGCCCGGACCGCUGGCCGGGGCCGGGGCCGCGUUUCCNAGCCGCGCCGGGCCCGCCGGGCCCCGCCCGGACCCGUCCGCCCCAGCUCAGCGCUCGGUUCGCCAGCAGCGCCGGAUCCGGGACCGAGGGCCCUCAGCGGCGUGUCGUGGUAGUGAGGAUCAGCAGCCCCUUCGCUUGGCUCCGCACCCGCUUCUACUACCUGCUCAUCCGCCUCUACUUCGACCACGAAUUCAGCAUCGAGGAGUUCACGCGGGGAGCCAAGCAGGCCUUCUCUGUUGUUUCAAAGCUGCUGUCUCAGCGUAAACUUGACCUGCUGGAAGAACUUGUAUCAGCAGAGGUACUUCAGGUGCUGAAGGAAAAGAUUUCUUUGCUCCCUGACAGCCACAGGGAUGCUUUAGCAGCUGACAUUGAUGCAAUCAUGUACACAACAGAAGGAGAUGUUCGCAUUUACUAUGAUGAUGAUGGAAGAAAGUUUGUUAGCAUCCUGAUGUGCUUCUGGUAUCUGAAUGGUGCUAAUCUACCUGAUGAAGUACCAGGUGAAGCCAAAGUCUUCCAGAUUGUGUUUGGAGAUGAAAACACAAAAGAAAAGAAACAUCUUUUAACAGCAAACUAUGAGUUCCAAAGGGAGUUUACAGAAGGAGCAAAACCAGACUGGACUAUUACACGGAUUGAACAUCCAAGACUAUUAGAAUAAAUGCCUUCUUACAGCCUUUUUAUGUACCACUGUAAUUGUUUUGAUGUAACAAAUACUAGGCUUUUUUGGGUCUUUUUUUCCCCUUCCUGCCCUUUCCUCCAAAAGUAGGACAAAUUUUCUAUGUAUGAUUUCAAAAAAUUCUUUCUGAAGCUUGCACUGUGCUGCAGUGUUACAGCAAAGCCUUUUCCCUGGAACAGGCUGGUAGAAAUUUAACUGGUUCCAGUGCUCAUCCAAGGCAUUUAGACAGCACAGUUUCAUUCAGGCAGGUGUAAUGGAUAUGCCAAUUUCUUACAUUCUGACAAGAAAUGGUACUGUUUGAAAAUAAACAACACUUAAAUGAC